This is a messenger RNA of Cucurbita pepo subsp. pepo (vegetable marrow), 847 nucleotides long. RefSeq lists its product as uncharacterized. Gene Ontology annotation, biological process: protein ubiquitination. Gene Ontology annotation, molecular function: zinc ion binding; ubiquitin-protein transferase activity. NCBI's taxonomy places the organism in Eukaryota, Viridiplantae, Streptophyta, Magnoliopsida, Cucurbitales, Cucurbitaceae. The record is from RefSeq and is a predicted model, not a curated record. Gene Ontology annotation, cellular component: membrane.
AAACGGAGAGUUUGUUUUGAAUAAAAACAGAGCAUUUUGAACAACAACGACAACAACAAAAAAAAUGGGCGAAGUGUCUCUAUACGUAGAGGAGUUCCAAUUCCAAACGUCCUACCAAGUCUCACGCUGUAGGAUCUGCCACGAAGACGAACUCGAAACUGCCCUCCAACUCGAAGCCCCCUGUUCCUGUUCUGGCACCAUUAAGUUCGCUCACAGAGACUGUAUUCAGAGAUGGUGCACCGAAAAAGGCAGCACAGUCUGUGAAAUUUGUCUCCAGAAUUACGAACCAGGCUACACGUCACCUUCUAAGAAGCCUCAACGCGGCGAUCCAGGUGUCACUAUCAGGGAUAGUUUGCAAAUCCCUAGAAACGAGGAAGAAGAGGCGGCAGAGCCCGCAUCGCCACCCGCAGACGGCGGCGCGUCGGACUCCACUUGCUCCACCACCGCUGACCGUGGUGCUUCCUGCUGUAAAUCCGUGGCUCUCACUUUUACUUUAAUGUUGUUGGUGAGACAUUUCUAUGAAGUGGUUACUAUUGACACUGCACAAUACCCAUUUACGCUUGCCACUGUUCUUAUUUUAAGAGUUAGCGGGAUUAUUUUUCCUAUGUACGUGAUAAUUCGAACGAUCACUGCCAUUCAAAAUAGUGCUCGUCGAAAUCGGUAUCGAUAUCAGAAUGAAGAGGAAUCUGAUGUUGAUAGUGAUGAUGAUGAUAGAUCGAGCUUUGAAGAGGAUGAUAGAAGGGUGCAUCAUAUUGUCUAAGCUUUAUACACACACUCAUUAUUUGUUACCAUUUUUGUUUCUUUGAACUAACACGAGAUAAUUUUUGUAAAAAUUUAUAUUUUUUAA